AUGUCAUCUACACCAAUAGAAUCUGAAUAUGAUGCAUUAGAAGUGAUAGGAAAAGGGUCUUUUGGAACAGUUCGAAAAGUUCGCCGUAAGUUUGACGGACAAAUAUAUGUCCGAAAAGAAAUAGAAUAUACAUCUAUGAAUAACCAAGAACGAAACCAAUUGAUAUCAGAACUCAGAAUCUUGAGAGAGUUGAAUCACCCAAAUAUUGUAAAGUAUUUCAAGCACGAUCAUAUUUCUAACAAGAAGAUGAUCCAUAUAUAUAUGGAAUACUGUGACGGUGGUGACUUAGCCCAUAUUAUUUCUAACUUUAAGAAAAACAAGGAAGUGGUACCUGAAGAAUUUAUAUGGCAAGUUUUGGUUCAAAUAUUGCUUGCAUUACAUAGAUGUCAUUAUGGAAUUGAGGCUAAAAAAGUCAAUUUAUAUUCAAUCAAUAACGAAGGAGAACCGCUGAUUAACUCAGAAACAGUUGUGAUUCAUAGGGACAUAAAACCUGACAACAUAUUCAUGCUGGACUCUGGUGAGCUCAUUAAACUAGGAGACUUUGGAUUGGCAAAAAUGCUUACUUCACAAAAUGACUUUGCAAAAACUUAUGUUGGUACUCCAUAUUACAUGUCACCGGAAGUUUUGAUGGACAACCCUUACUCACCAGUUUGUGAUAUAUGGUCGCUUGGAUGUGUACUAUUUGAGCUUUGCACCUUACAACCGCCCUUUUUAGCCAAAACCCACCUACAAUUGCAAGCAAGGAUUAAGCUGGGUGUUAUUCCUGAUUUGCCUGAAGGAUAUUCAUCUCAAUUGAAAACGAUAAUAGUAGAUUGUAUAACAGUUAAUCCUGAUACAAGACCUUCGUGUUUCGAUCUUCUAGAAAAUCUUUCUGUUAGGUUUUUGAGGAAAGAAAUGGACCUCAAACAUGCUAGCACAAACUUGGGUGAGUUUCAAAAACAGCUAGUCAACAAGAACGAGGAAUUAAAAAAAAAGGAAUCAUUUUUAAACAACUUAGAAAGGAAAAUUUUGAUUCAAAGAGACGAAUUAGAGGAUGAAUUCAAAAAUAUGCAGAGAAAAUGUAACUUGCAAAAGAAGCAAUUAGAAGACGAAUUAAUAGAGGAGUUUGAGUCUAGGAAAAAACUUAUGGAUCAAGAAGCAAAAGAAGUCAGAAUAGGAUAUCAGCGUGAAUUCAAGCUAGUUGUUGAACAAGAGGUACAACAAAGAAUCAAAGAAAUUUUGGGAAAACAAAACAUAGAGUUGCACAGAAUGAAAUCAGACCCUUCAACUCCCAAAGCGACAAAUGCUCAACCAGUUUCAACCCAACAAGCUAGAAAUUUCCUUCAUUUACAUAAUAAUGAAUCAUCACCUCUGCCAAAUAAACCAAGGGGCCCCAAGGAAUUGAUUGAUGACCAGCAAAUUAGAAGAAUUCCUCUCAAAACAAGAAACAGCGACGAGCAUGACGCUUAUUAUGCUCAUGCUCAUAAAAUUCAGCCAUCUAUUCAAGGCACGAGAUUUCCUGCCAAUAAUUACCGCAAAAGAGUCACAGAUGAGUUGGAACGUCUUAAACUAGAAAAAAGGCAUAUACCAGAAUUUGAGGAGCAUUAUUUACGAAAAAACACUAGAUAA
Priceomyces carsonii is the source of this 1608-nucleotide messenger RNA. It is a transcript of the gene KIN3, whose product is annotated as serine/threonine protein kinase. Gene Ontology annotation, molecular function: ATP binding; protein serine/threonine kinase activity. Gene Ontology annotation, cellular component: nucleus; mitotic spindle pole body; cytoplasm. Gene Ontology annotation, biological process: chromosome segregation; protein phosphorylation. NCBI's taxonomy places the organism in Eukaryota, Fungi, Ascomycota, Pichiomycetes, Serinales, Debaryomycetaceae. The record is from RefSeq and is a predicted model, not a curated record. Bases 1 to 1608 code for a protein of 535 amino acids. The transcript has a single exon.